AUGAAAUGCGGGCUGCUGACUCUUAUUGUGGUUUUGGUCCUGUUCCAGAUGUUCCCAGUCCACAGGAGCCAAAAAUCUUGCUGGGUCAUAAAAGGACACUGCAGGAAAAACUGCAGAUCUGGUGAACAGGUGAAGAAGCCAUGUAAACAUGGUAACUAUUGCUGUGUUCCCAGCAAGACAGAUUCUCAACUGCACAGACCCACCAAGGAGACCCCACCCAUGGUGCUGAUGAUUUCGUAGUAACUAUCCAAGAUGAGUAGAGAAGGAAGUAAACAACUAGGGUUAGUCUUUCAAACAGUUUGUCUGUAAAAGGAAGAAGAGGGUUGAGAUGUCAAAGAGGGCCACGAGUGUGCCACCAUCUGCAUGACUUUGGGUGACUUGAGGAAAGAUAACACGUUUCCAAGGACAAAAAGACUUAAAUGUUGUUAAAUUCAGUCCUGUCUAAUGCAAAUCAUCUUUGCACAAGUAUCACCACUCCUGUGGACAAACUCUGUAAGUAGAUUAUGCGGGGGCUGCAGAAAGAAGACCAAUCAUUUAACUGCGUAUCUGUGUUGAAAACCUC
This is a messenger RNA of Marmota monax (woodchuck), 562 nucleotides long. RefSeq names its product defensin beta 118 (gene Defb118). Lineage: Eukaryota; Metazoa; Chordata; Mammalia; Rodentia; Sciuridae. The transcript has 2 exons. The coding region runs from base 1 to 240 and encodes 79 amino acids. The record is from RefSeq and is a predicted model, not a curated record. Gene Ontology annotation, cellular component: extracellular region. Gene Ontology annotation, biological process: innate immune response.